Messenger RNA from Dufourea novaeangliae, 511 nucleotides. RefSeq names its product COX assembly mitochondrial protein homolog. Gene Ontology annotation, cellular component: mitochondrion. NCBI's taxonomy places the organism in Eukaryota, Metazoa, Arthropoda, Insecta, Hymenoptera, Halictidae. The record is from RefSeq and is a predicted model, not a curated record. The transcript is spliced from 3 exons. The coding region runs from base 137 to 511 and encodes 124 amino acids.
GAAAAGUAGCUACCUGUGGUAAUUCUGAUAGGGGACGAUUAUCAUUUAUAGUGAUUUAUAGAUGAUGGUGCGGUGGUAGACUACCACUGACCACUGGUAGUUGCAAAAACUGAGAGAAACUGAGAGAAACGCUAAAAUGACUGGCGAAGUCGAAACGACGAAUAAAUUGAGAUCGAGAAAAGGACCACAUGGCUUAGGUGAUCCCAAUGAUUACUCAUUAAGAAAGGUAGAGGAAGAUGUACUCAUACCGCAGAAAAUGCGAGAUAAGGCAAGGGAACAGAAAUGUGUAAAAGAAGUUGAAGAAUUUUCACAGUGUUGUAAAGAUGCUAGUUAUUUUAUGGGUUUUAAAUGUAGGGAACAAAAUUCUGCAUUAAAAUUGUGCAUGGAAAAAUGGUAUUGUGAUGAAAAGUUUAAGGAAGAAUGUAAACAAGAAUAUUUAGAAGAAAGGAAACAAUAUCGAAUAACUGGUGUGCCCAAGAAGUACAGAUCUAUGAAACAAGUAUCCUCAUAA